AUGGCAGAAGCCGCAGGAGGUAUGGCCGUAGCAGUGGAGUACGUCGGCGCCGUGGCCGCCGCCGUCGCAAGCGUCCACUGGUCGUGGUGGUUCUCCCACAUCGCCGCGCUUGUCUACUGGCCUGUGAGUGUGAUCAUGGCGCCUCUGUCAUUCAUCGGCCGUGUGGUUCUGGCCAUUCUCUCGCCUGGGAUAUACGUCGCCUCGUUCUUCGUGUUCGCUGGUAAAGGGGUUGUGGGGUUUCUCAUCAGUCUUGAGUUUGGUGUCGCCGCCCUGGUCGGCUCCCUGACUGGCCUGACCGUCGCCCUCACCUCAACCCUCUUAACCUCCCAGCUUGGCCUGCAGGACUCCCCUAACGACAAGUUCUACCAUCUCUCCCAGAGGAAGAAGGGACUCUACGCGCCUUACAACAACAAGGCACGGUACCGCGACAUGUCAGCCCCGACGUCAUCGUCGGACGAUACGCUCCAGAGGCGUGAUGGCUGGGGCAAGCUACGGCAGCAGCAGCAGCAGCAGCAGCAGCGUCAUCGUCGCCGCUUCGACGGCAUGGGUGCACGAGUGACAUCCGCCGGUCUCUUGUCACAGACCAUUCAUGAGGAGGAUGACUGA
Geosmithia morbida is the source of this 606-nucleotide messenger RNA. RefSeq lists its product as uncharacterized. Bases 1 to 606 code for a protein of 201 amino acids. Lineage: Eukaryota; Fungi; Ascomycota; Sordariomycetes; Hypocreales; Bionectriaceae. The transcript has 2 exons. The record is from RefSeq and is a predicted model, not a curated record.